Molecule: messenger RNA, 9902 nt
Organism: Rhipicephalus microplus (southern cattle tick)
Lineage: Eukaryota; Metazoa; Arthropoda; Arachnida; Ixodida; Ixodidae
Gene: skd
Product: mediator complex subunit skuld
Biological process (GO): positive regulation of transcription by RNA polymerase II
Cellular component (GO): mediator complex
Molecular function (GO): transcription coactivator activity
Source: RefSeq, a predicted model, not a curated record
UGUCGCCAUCUUCUGAUGAAUUUUUAUUGGGUUCGGGAUUUUUCCUAAAUUCAUGGAUUUGGAGACCACCUAGAACCUACCCUUUGUCCUACGGACAUUUAAUAUGAUGGCGACAGCAUGACGCAUACAACGGGAGUUUCGAACGGCGCUAGUCUUGAGGACUGUCACACAAAUUUCUUCGCAUUGGCGGACUUGUGUGGCCUCAAAUGGCGUCGUUUGAGCACCGAACACCCGUCGCCCGGUGGCGUGGAACCACUGUCCGAGCCCGUGCUGUGGUCCUUCGCCAAGUGCCUCGCGGCCGACCUGCUGUGUGUCUGGCGCAGGGUGGCGCGGCCCGAGCACCAGCACCGGCGCGAGCUCUGGCUCUUCUGGUACGGCGAAGAGCCGGACCUGAGCGGCCUCGUCUCGCCGGAGCUGAGCGAUACGGAGCAAGGCAGCUGGGAAAAUGGCCUCUCCUACGAGUGCCGUUCCUUAUUGUUCAAAGCUCUACACAACCUUAUACAAAGGUGCCUGUUAUCAAGAGGAUUUACCAGGAUGGGCAAGUGGUUUCUACAGCCCUGCGAUAGCGCAGACAAGGAUAGGGGGGGCUCCAGUGGAACACAGCUUUCAUUUUCAUUUCACUUCUUCGUACAUGGUGACAGCACGGUGUGUGCCAGCGUUGAUGUGCGGCAACACCCACCCAUUCAUCGUAUCUCUAGGCAGCACUUGUUGGCUGCACAGUCUGCUAGCCAAAGCCCAUGUAAAGUGAUUCUGGGACCCUAUGGCCUGGCCGGUGUGCUGACAGGCCAGGGAUUCAAGGAGAAUGAUGUGUCCACCCAGACCUUGUUGGCUGAGUGGCAUCAAUUCUAUCCACUGCCUCUUCUCAACAAUUCAGCCCAUCGGAGUGAUGCAACCGCUUCAAGCGGUGAUGAAGAACCAUUGCCAUGUGCCCUUGAGGUCCUUGUAGGUGGUGUCAAGCUGCGGUAUCCUUCAUGCUACGUUUUCAUCGCUGAAAGCGAUGAACCAGUGUCGGGACAGCAGACGGAGCCAUCUCAAGGCACGACCCCUGUGACUCCUGCUCCAGCAGCAGCAAGUGGGCCGUUCGGCGCAGGGGGCGGCAUGCAUGGCGCCGCACCUGUUCGGCCACACAAUUUUCCGGCUGGCAUCAAGCCCGGUAUCCCACCUGGUUUAACAGCCGUUCUGACGCCUCCUACAUCACCCUGUGAGCCUGGCUACCUCCACGGUGCGAUGAUGGCGGCAAGGACUGCUAGUGGUGCCGCUGGGACGUCACAGUCCUCGCGACCGGUGCGGCUGGUGCCCCCCGAGCUGCCGAUGGGACCCCACGCUGCUCCCAGUGCAUUCAUUGCGCAGAAGGCGAAAGUGGCUACGUGGCAAGACUCUCUGGUGUCCAGGGCAUGCGAUGAAGAGACUGGUGCUAGCUGGGAGUUCUGUGACCCGUGUGGGCAGACGCAUUGCUUCUGUUUCAGGUGUAAUCGUAGCACUCGACCUUGUGCGGCUUCUGCCACGUCGGGCACUGGAAGUUUGGUCAGCCGGGGCCCAUCUCCGAGCCCGUCAGGAGCUUCCUCUGUCAAGAAACCCGGUGCCGACAAGAGCCCUGCACAUUCCUCCCUUGGCAGCCAGGCAAAGCCUUCUUCGCGAGGUGGCACUGGUAGCAACAGCGCACCUUCCACUCCAUUCCACCGGCGCAGCCCUGUGCCUGGGGUGGACUAUGAGGGUGCAGUGGCACUGGUGUCCCGAGUGGCCAGCGGAGGCCUUCCCCAGCUGUCCCAUCAGCCAGCAGUGGGAGGGCCUCCGCCGUCAGUGGGGUCAUGCUCGCACCCAGGCACCCCACUGCUGCUGAGUGAAGGGCCAGCCUCGCAGGCAUCUCAAGCAGACCCCGCCAUGCCCACAUUGUCCCCGCACCCACCGCCGCGAGACGAGCCACGGCCUUCUCCUGCGCCUGGUGCAAGCCCUGCACCCGCAGUUGCUGAGUCGGCCAAGGACCGGCAGCCCGGGGAGCAGCUCCUUUCACCAUCAUCUUUGCUGGAAGUAAAACCGCCUCUGGAAGCACCACCAUCCUGCUCGCCAGGCGGUACGUCUCAUCCCUGGGGUGGCCCUGGCUCAGUUCCAUCUUCCUCUGCGGCUACCCCUCUGGCAUCCACUGUAGUACAUGCUCCGCCAUCAGUGGGCACAGAUGAGAUGCCGGGCACGCCCCUGGCUGCUCCUGGUGGUCCAGCUUCUUUGCCGCCAGGUACACCUGUUGGGGGACCACCUGGUACCCCCGCUCCUCAGCUCCAGGCUCCUCCAACUACGCCGGGACCACCUGCAACACAGCAGCAGCAACAACCUCAGCAGCCACAGCAGCAGCAGCAGCAGCCUGUGCAACAACAUCAUCACCAAGGCUUGAAACGGCCGUGUCUUCCUGCUGUUCCUCACGAGGCUCUUUUGGAAGCAGAGGCCUCAAUGCCACUAGGAAGCUGCCUGCUGUAUGAUUAUACCACCAUUUACCAACCUCCAUGGGACGUGCCUCCAUCCAAACGACCGGCCAUGGGCGCUCCUCGGAGAUCGAGCCCAAAUGAUGCGUGGAGACUGUCUCUGCCCUGCCGGCAGCCAGAGUUGAAUGGUGAUUGCAUGACUGCUGCUUCGGCCAAUCAGAUGGGGGAAGGCGGUUCCACUUCCGGUGCAUCAAGUGCGAGGGACCCGUAUGAGUUUCAUGACGAGGCAGAAGAAGACCCUGCCGCUACUAUUGCCACUGCAGCUGCCACUCCCAGUAACCAGCCAGCUCCUGCUCAGCAGAAUGGAACGCCCAAUCAGACCACUACUCCUGUUGUAGUCAAGGAGGAAGAAAAGGACAGUGUGCCCAUGGAAAUAGUGGGCACAGAGCCAGCGCUUUCGUCUGUCGACCCAUCUGGUGUGGCGGGCAUCGCUCAUGGUGGUGGCAUCGGAGAGCCCACCACUCCCGGAUCUCAGGGGGACAUCGCCCCAGGUGGCUCACCUCCCACGCCUCGACAUCCAGGCUUCACCCGAGUGGAAGACCUGAAGGUGACCGAAUGUGACCUGGAGAACAUCUUUGACACCUCCUCUUCGGACGAAAGCAGCGAUGACCCCUUUCAGGCUCCAUCUACACCAAGCUCCACAAAGCCUCCGGGUGCCACUGAUGAAGCCAUCACAAAGUCUAAAAGCAGCACGACAGCAGGCAUUCUUGGAGCGGCAGAAUUGACACGGAUGUUUCCCACACCACCAUCGCUGGAGCACAAUGCGGCCCCAUCUCCAUCGUGCCCUGGCAUUGGGACAGACUUGCUGAUGGGAGAGUCUGGUGAUCGGACGUUGGACCCCUACGGCAACUGUGCUAGUCCGGGCUUUGACGGCGCUAAGGACUGGUCAUACGUAUACAAGGCUCCCAAGGUGCAAACGUUCGUCAGCUCACAACGUUAUGCCCCGCUGGCACAGCUUCCCAGUGCAACACUGCCGCCGCUGCCUCCUCUCGAAGUUUCCUAUAAGCCCUGCUGGCAGCAGCACACACAACAGCAAGCUCAGGCUCCUCCCCAGCCACCUCCCGGUCCCCGUCCACUUCCUCACUACCACCCGGCUGUACACCAACAGCAGCAGCAACAGCAGCAGCAGCAUCAGCACGUACCGCCAUCUGUGCCACCACACCUAAUGGGCGGCAUGCAUGGCUCUACACAAGAGGCGGCCUUCCUCAUGCGCAUGGGCGGAGGAGGCCUGCACCACCCAGGGCUCCUGGAACGCCACCCUAGUCACCACCCGGGUAUAGAAGAGCGGGCCUCCUACCAUGGCUCGGCUGCCAUGAUGGGCAGCCCUGGAGCAGCGAUGGGCUACGAGAUGGGACAGGCACCCUAUCAGGCUGCAUUGAUGGGGGGCUUUCCGGCUGGUAGAGGACCCUGCUUGGGAGGUCCCCCUGAGCCUGCAACACCAGAGGCCGAUUCCCUUCUUGUCAACCUCCUAUUGUCGGACUCCUUGCUCGAGCUGUUCCGGGACCACAACUUUGCCAGCUGCACGCUCUGUGUCUGCAACAUGAACAUCAAAGGUGCGGACGUUGGCGUGUACCUGCCCCCAUCACUGGUUCCCACUGCUAGUGAAGAGGCCCAGUACAAGUGCACUUGUGGCUUCUCGGCUGUUGUGAACCGGCACCAGUCGCACCGGGCUGGAUUGUUCUAUCAGGAUGAGCUUGACAUAACUGGUCUGCCUUAUGAGGCACGACCUGGACCAAAUGCUAAGGUUCUGCUUCAGCAACAACAACAACAACAAGCCAGGCUUGGUCCAGCUGCCAGGGCAGGAUUGGGCAUGUCUGCUGCUGGCCAUCUCCCUACUCAGUCUUUGGCUAAGCAGGUGAAUGAAGAAGGCCUGAUGGACUACGUACAGAACCAGUGUCUGGGCAUGUCCUUAUCACCGUGUUCAGUGCUGCACAAGACUCUACAGCUGGGCUCUGAGCCGCCACUGCCACCUCCUGUUGGAGCACUCCCUUCACCAAGCUCCUUGGCUCUGCUUCAGGCCCUGGAUGGCUGUGAGGUUGCCUCUGGGGCCCUUGAGGCUGUUGCUGCUCGACCAUUAGAGGAUAACCUCAGAAGCUCCUGCCUUCAUCACUGGCCUUACCUGCAUUGCCCGUUUCCCACUAGCAGCUUAUUGACGAUGGGACUGCUGCGUGGCCUGCAGCCCUUACUGCAAGAUGCUGUACACAAAAAGCGCAACCAGGGCCUUUGGGAAGUAACGUACCGUGUAGCAGGACCCCUCACUUGGCGCCAAUUUCAUCGUCUUGCUGGACGAGGCACUGAAGACCAGUGUGAGCCGCAGCCAAUACCAUCGCUGCUGGUCGGUUAUGAUAGGGACUGGGUUGCCCUCUCACCUUUCGCACUUAAGUACUGGGACAAACUCCUGCUAGAGCCCUACUCACCGUCACGAGACAUUGCCUACGUGGUGGUGAUGCCAGACAGUGAAGCAGUGCUUCCAGGUGUACGAGCUUUCUUCCAAGAUCUUAGCGCAACCUACCAGGCGCUGAAUCUUGGCCGCCAUUGCCCGCUUUCUCGAGGAGGUCUGCGUGAGGGGCUUCUUCGUGUGUCCUGCAGCAUGGCUCUGCCGUCUACGAGUGAGCCGCAACAACCUCCGUCAGCUCCCGACGAUGACUGGCUGGGACCGCUAGCAGAGGGACCCCUGGGACCUCGGCUAAGGCUUUUCGCCCGCGCAUGCAAGCUACAGCUGGGUCCUCACCUAGCAACGCAGAGCCUAGACAGGGGUAUGUUAGAAGGUCCCCCAGCCUUGAACCGGUGUGGUGCUGAAGCAAGGGCACCACUCGCCUCGCCACGGCCGCCACCAACGCCCGAGGCAGCUCAAGAUGGAAAUGCCACGCCACGACCGCAUGAUACGGCAGAGAGUUCCCAGGAAACAUCAACAGCGUCAGGAGCUGCAGGGACAGCUGCGGGGCCAGGAACUUCUGCAGGAAACCAGAGUAGCUCUACGCCAUCUUCCAACCAAUCUGCCUCGAGCGCAGUGCCAACCAGCACAGGCUCGGGGAGCGGUGCCAGUUUCGGUGGUGGCGCCAGCAGUGCGUCGGGGUCGACGACGGGUGGCUCAUCGGGCACCAGUGCACCAGCAUUUACCUCGGAUGAGGGUGAAGAGGAGCAGCAGCCCCCAGCUCUGGUUGUGUACCUGGUGGAACCAUUCACGCUCGGCUGCUCGGAUCCUGAUGUUCUGCGCUCAGCCACUCUGGGCCUGCAUCGGUGCUUCUCCCAACUUCUGGAGUGUCUGCCCGAGCCUCUGCAGAGCAACACUUAUGUUCAGAUUCUGAGCUUGGACUCGAUCUUGGGAGGCGCUGGCAACACGUUAGAAGGUGUUCGACGACAAGAUCAAUUGCGGUCACACGCCCUCUCCAUGUUUUAUCAGUGUGCACGGCUUAUCACGCAUCAGUCCAACGUCAAAUCUCUCACAGGAUUUGGUCCAGCAGCUGCACAGGAUGAAUUUUUGAAGUCCCGACUGGGCGGUGUCAAUCCAAUGAAGUUGUGGAGCCCGCCAUUUGUUCUUGCUCCACAAAAGGACAAGCAGACUGAGCUGGGUGAGAUGUUUGGGGACCGCAGGGAAAGGUGUGGCAUCCUCUUCUGUGCUUACUGCCUGACUGAGGACCAGCGUUGGCUUCUAGCUAGUGUCAGCAAUGACAAAGGCGACCUGCUCGACAACUGCUCCAUCAACAUUGAAAUCCCGAACCGGACACGUAGGAAAAAAGUGUGUGUUCGUCGACUGGGCCUGCAAAAGUUGCUUGAGUGGUUGUUGGGUGUUGCGGCAUGUGGUGCUCGUGCUGGUGGUGCAGUCGCCCAGCCGUGGCGACUAAUUGUUGGUCGGCUGGGCCGUGUCGGCCACGGCGAACUGCGCGAGUGGGCCGGACUUUUGGGUCGACGAAGUCUGCUGCGCUAUUCGCGCCGUCUGCGGGAACUCUGUCAUCAGUGUGCUGCAUCGUCGUCGUCUUCCUCCUCUUCUGCGUGUGGUGGUGGGGGUGGUGUUGUGGGGGGUCCCUGUGUACUGUCGGCGUGCCUAGUGUCACUGGAACCAGAUAGUGCGUUGCGGCUCUUCCACGACCAGUUUACGCCAGACGAGCGGUUCUCAUCUUCGUGCGUGAACUACGAUCUUUGCACUCCACACGAUGCGACUGUUACUCACAUUCUCGUCUUUCCUACCUCUGCGACUACCCAGUCGUCACAGGCCACCUUUCAACAGGACCACAUGGACCCACUGUCGACUACACUUGGCGAUGACGAUGAGAUCUUCAAGUCGCUCACAGAAGACAUAGCUGUUGGCAAUGACUUCAACGACAUUUUGAACUGGACAGACAGUCCAGAGGCACCCUGCUCACCUACUCGGCGAUCUUCGCCACCAGGUUCUCCCGGAGGUGGCAUGUUGGGCAGUGGUCCAAGCGGGCGUCAAUCACCCUUUCACCAUGGCAGUGCACUUAGGGGUCCCGGAAGUGGUGGUGGGGAGCCCCAAGAAGAACCUAUGCAGCUGCUGCAACAACCUUUGGCAUUGGGCUAUUACGUGUCCACUGCACCGACAGGCCCUUUGCCUCGGUGGUUCUGGGCUACAUGCCCCCACCUAAGGGGUUCAUGUCCUGUCUUCCUCAAGAGUGCCCUGCUUCUGCACUGCCCCACUGUACACCAGAACCACGAUGACAUUUUGCAUGGAAACACACACAUGCGCAACUACCACCCGCUUGAUUCGAACUUGACCACCGAUGUGCUACGGUACGUGCUGGAAGGUUACAACACGCUUUCGUGGCUCUCGCUUGAUCCACACAGCCAUGACAGGCAGUCUUGUCUGCCGUUACACAUCCAAAACCUGAUGAAGCUCUACCAUGCUGUGGAGGCACUCCUCUAAGGAGAGAGUGGUCUCGCGUUUUUGUCUCAUCUAAGGCUGUGAGCGCUCUCGCCUGUGAAAAAAAAAAAAAAGCGAGAGGCUGGUGCAAGUGCAGCUUUGUGUGCGGAAGAGGUUGGCCGGUGCAAGGAGAAAAGUUGUUUUCCUUUUGUGUUUUUUCUCUCCCAUCCUGCGAGCGCUGCCAUCACGUCGUGUUUGUUGUUGUUAUGUAUUAUAUCGAUGCUGUCAUCCUCAGUCCUUGAACCGGUACCUGUGCUUUAUUUUUUUUUUACUGCUGCUUUCACCGGGUGAACAUAUGUGCCAGUUUGCAGACAGUGUUGUUGCCGCUCUUGGAAAGGAUUUUGGAUUGAGGGAAUGCUGUUGGUGAACCAAAAAACUCUCUUAACAUAAGAUUAUGCUUCUGGUGGUUGCUGUGGGGCCAAGACAUGAAGGAUUCUCCCUCUUCUUUCUUCCCUUUUUAUUCGUUUUUGGUAUACGGCAAGAGGUGCUGUUAUUUUAAAAAUGCACCAGUAUAUUGGUUUUUUUUCACAGGCAUAGUACCAGACGAGCAGCAAUACCUGUUUCAGUUGGAUAAAUGUAAAUGAGCUACGUCACAGAGACAUUCCUUGUAUGUGUAGGGGGCAGUCUGCAUAUUCACAAUGUGCAUACUGUGUCUCAUGCUGUCAUUGGAAAUGCCACGAGAGAGCUUUUAUGAUAAUGCAUUAUGAACCCUUACCUCCAAGACAGACAAUGCAAAGCCAAAGAGAAAAAGCAGCCUUGAUCAUUGGCUGCUAUCCAGAAGGCUACCAGCUCAGCACAUACCACGCUAUGUCAUGCAUCGGGGCCAUAGUCAACGAAGCAAUACCUUUUGCCCCAUUCUGACGUGCAUUCAUAUGUGUGAAAUAGUUCUGUUACUACUCUCAGGGAAAAGUGAGUCAGUGGCAGCUGCUUCCAUUGCGAAUGGAAUGUCAUCCUACAGUUCAUAAUGACUGCAUGCGUUACAGUUGUCAUUGCCGCACAGGUCAUAGCCCUUUUUUUUGGCGGCAUUCUUGUUUCUCUUGGUGACUUUCUCAUGUGUGAGCGCUUAUUGCUUAGUUCCCAUGUUGUUCUUUUUUUUUUCCCCUCUUUCUCCCUUGUUCCUCCUUCAGCACACUUGUUUCAUACUCUUGCUGAGGAUGCAGCAUCUUCUGUACAAAUGUAAAAAAAAAAUGGUUUCUUGCCUCUUUAACAGACUGCAGGGAGAAGGGAAAUGAAAAAGCAUGUUCUUGUUUUGCUCAUUUUUAAAGCUGCCUUCUUGAACAUCAGCUAUGUUGUUAAUAUAUGCACAUAAUAUAUGUACACUACUGAAAGCGCUUAGGUCAGCAACAGCAGCGCAACUGUUGUUUUACCUGCCGGUGGAAGGACUGUUUUAGCUGAGACUUUCUCUCCAAUGUGUUUUGUUUUUUGCCCAGACUUAGAUGCAUUAUUCUGUCACUGCAUAACAUUCUUUACUAAGAAGGAAGCUUUUUAUAGUCUAGUUUAGGCUAUUUUUGUUUUUUUAAUGUGACUUGGUCUUUAUUAGUUGUGACUUGGCUGGUAGCUGUUGAAAUGCUGUCUUUUCUGAGACUAACUUUUAUGCAUAGCAUAAACAUUGUUUGAAGAUCACAUAAGCAACAUUUGGCAAAGAACUUUUUAGCUUGCACAAAUAGGCAUUCUGCCUCAAAUUGUCUGGUAAAAUAGUAACACAGUCAAGUCAACAUAUCAGCAUGACAAUGGGGAGCGGGAGACGGGGACAUAUUUACCAGACGAUCUACAUGCAUUGAGCCUAGAUAUAUAUUGACUACCCAGUUUUGAUUAAUAUUGACAGGGGCUAACAAGAUGAACUCGUGAGAACAUGUCAGCCGUGCUGUAUAUAAAAGGAUUUGUCUUCUUCCUCCCACUACAUCCCGUUCUCUCAUCAGCUCAGCUGUACAUUAUUGUGCAUGUGUAUACUAUUUAAUGAAAAGGGGGACAGGAAGUCUUAGUCUUUUUUGUUGUGCCUUUUUUGUUUUCUUCUAUGAAUUUAUUUAUUGUGCCUGUACAUGACGCAGCCCUUUUGGUGAAGAGUGGUUUUUUUUUCCUGCAUAUACAAUGGUUUGAAGAGCAAUGUAUCUACUUAGCCUUGUUACAUAUUAUACAUACUAUAAAUAUAUAAGUAUACAUAUAUAUAUAUAUAAAUAUAAAUAAAAUUAUAUAUAUACAUAUAAAUACGAGGUACACAUGACAACCUAUUUGGGCAACAGGAGACAUCUAUGUAUAAAGAAAACAGAAAAAAAACAAAACAAAGGGGCUUCAUGCACACCAAGUCAGCCGGAGUGGAUGCUAUGCUGCUCUUGUAGAAUGUGUACAUAAAAAGCACUAUGGCAGGCAUAUGUGUAUGUGUGCAUGUGUGUGUGUAUGCAUGGGCCAGCAGUGUUGUGUAUAAAAAGAAAAAAAAGUGUACAGCCUUAGCUCAUUUUAGGUCCUUUUUACAUGGCCCAGUUGUGCUGUGCAGCGUCUUGAAUUGUACACUUUUAUGAAGAAUGUUGAUUAAAACCUUGUAACUAAGAGAA